UUUAGCUAUUAUGGUCCCUGGAAUCUGUGCACCUUCAACGUCGGAUAUCACGUCGAACAUCACGAUUUCCCCUACAUUCCUGGCAGGAAUCUUCCUCAGGUUCGGAAAAUCGCUCCCGAGUUCUACGACAAUCUCAUGACGCACACCUCAUGGACGAAAGUGUUGUGGGAUUUCGUAUUUUCACCAAAUAUGGGGCCAUAUAUGCGUCUGAAAAGGAGGUCUCGUGUACCUCAGAAAUUUGAGGCAAGGCAUGCGCUUCUCCAGUACUACGAGGCGGUACGUGCAUCACAUUGUUUGAUUCUUUAA
Molecule: messenger RNA, 306 nt
Organism: Ostertagia ostertagi
Lineage: Eukaryota; Metazoa; Nematoda; Chromadorea; Rhabditida; Trichostrongylidae
Source: the annotation of a GenBank genome assembly